Messenger RNA from Benincasa hispida (wax gourd), 759 nucleotides. Lineage: Eukaryota; Viridiplantae; Streptophyta; Magnoliopsida; Cucurbitales; Cucurbitaceae. The record is from RefSeq and is a predicted model, not a curated record.
AUGGCGGUGUUGAAGGUUUUAUUACACUGUCAAGGCUGUAUAGAGAAGAUUCAGAGAGUAACAACAAAAUUCAAAGGUUGUUACUUUAUGUGUUUUGACAUGAGAUAUGGUUUAGGAUUAUAUGGUAGAAAUCAUGCAUUGAAAGGUAGGGGUGAGAAGCUGAGUGAUGAAGCAAUUAAGGAGAUACUUGAGAAGCCAAGGUCACAAAAGAUCUAUUCUGAAGAGUUAAAGCAGAUAAGGUUGAACGAUGUUGUACAGGAAGAUCAAAAGAUGGCUACACGGAUGACGAAUACAAUGUCCAACUCGCUGAAAGGGAGGCCUGAUUCAAUUCAUUGUGGCUCUAUGCUUUUUGCUGCUGUAGUUGGGAGAAAUCUAGCAAUUUGGAUGUGGGUAGUUGUUAGCCUAAGCAUACUGGAAAAUAAUAAGUGUUAUCUCCUGGACUGUGGUGCUGAAAUAUUUGUUUGGGUUGGAAGAGUGACGCAAGUAGAGGAGCGAAAAGCAACAAUUCAAGUAGCUGAGGAAGCAGGUGGAUGGGGAUGGUCAACCGUUGUUGCAGCAGCAGCAGCAGCAACAGCAAUAGAUGGUUCCAUUAAAACAUUAAAAGAUACUUACAUGCAGAGCAGAGCUGAAGCUCUUCAAAAUGUUGAAUCUACCAUUCAUGAAUUGAGCAAUAUCUUCAACCAGCUGGCAAUUCUGGUUUCUAAACAAGGAGAGAUUGCUAUUAGGUUUUCCCUUAUGCACCUAUUUCAGAAUUGCUGA